Molecule: messenger RNA, 2787 nt
Organism: Piliocolobus tephrosceles (Ugandan red Colobus)
Lineage: Eukaryota; Metazoa; Chordata; Mammalia; Primates; Cercopithecidae
Gene: REDIC1
Product: regulator of DNA class I crossover intermediates 1
Exons: 13
Coding region: 165-2123 (652 amino acids)
Source: RefSeq, a predicted model, not a curated record
GGCUGUUGGGAGGUUGGGCCUCAGGCCUUGGACCAGAAGGAGCUUCUUCACGCUCUGAGACUGUCAGGAGGCCCUGGGGGAUCCCGUUGAAGCUGCGAUUUGACGCAGAGCUGAGAUGUCUGAGCUCUAGACACAGGGAUCUCGGUGUCAAAAGAUUUGGGAAGAUGAAUUGGGUCGGGGGAUCCCGGUCCAGGGUUCUGAUCAAGCAGGAAAGGAAAAAGCAAAAGGAAUAUUUUGAAAAACACAGGUUAAAAUCAAAAAUGAAAUCACUCGGAGUUUUAUCUCCUGUCAAAAAUUCUGCUGUCAGCUUAGACAUUCUUAACCUAUAUAUGGUAAAUCAGAUAUCUUGCAAGAAGAAAAUCCCUGAAACUGUGAGGAAACCAACCCAUGUGAACAUGAAUAGAGGCAUAAAAAUGCCCCUAAGAAAGCAUAAUUUAGAACUCCCAAUGUCUCCUCACUGUGUACCUUCUAAACUCUGCCUUGAUGAUACAGAAACCAAUAUAAACUAUCAAAGACUAAGUAGCAAGGAAGAUCUUGGCCCAGUCCAGUCACGAGGCAUGGACUCAUAUAGUACACUUGACCCUCAGUUCAGCAAAAUAGAGAACUGCAGUUUCACUCCACCAUCUUUUUCAGUGGAGUUAGCUUCUAACAGACAUAUUUCAAAACUAAAUUUCACACCCGGAAUAGCACCUACUCCUCAGAAACUUGCAUAUGAAAAAAAGCAGAAUGACCAGCUCAGUAAUGUUAACUGUUCUGAUUCCUUGCUUUCCAAAUUAAAUAAAAGUCAAGAUAUUCUCAGUCCAUCACAUAAAACUACGCAAUUUGGGACAUUAUUUGAAAGAUUAAACAGUCUAGGAAAUAGGAAUUUACUUACUAAAAGCCCUGCUGUAAUUAUGGAUGAAGAUUGUAGAAGCAUGGAUGAAAUAAGACAGUCAGACUACAUUACUGAAAAACACUCCAUACAGCAUAUUUGGAGGAAAAAUGGAAAGGAAGUUUCCAAUUUUCUUGAAGAUGUGAACCAGUCUACUCCUAACUUUCUAUCAGAGAAUUCUGACUCUUUUGUUAGUCAAAAUAUGAUCAAUGUAUUAAACAUAGAUCAGCAAAAGAUAAAGAAAACAUUUAACAAGUGUGAUUAUGAUAGUAUGGGAGAUAUUUGUGUAGUCACUAGUUCUGAUAAAAACCGUGUCACUGACAGAUGCAUUAGAAACAUUUUUAUAGUUCCAGAGUUGACUUUUAGUAAUUCAACUUUGAAUAAAACAAGUUAUCCAGAAAAAUGUCAGCCAAACAAGAAGAAUCAGAGAGAGUACAACAAAAAUGAAAGAUAUGAUCUUAGUACAUCUUUUGAGAACGAUUACUACCCAAGUAGCUCUGAAAGAAAAGGAAAACUUGAAAAUGAUUACCAAGAGAAGACAUCACAGAAAAAUACUCAGAAAUAUCCAGCAAACUCUAUGGGAAAUAUACCUUUGGAAGAAUUGCACUGUAAGCAGUCAUGGGACUUUGGACUUAAUGAGAUUCUGAUGGAAGAAGGAGGAAUAUGCUCUUUAAAAAGCAGGCCAACAUCUACUGAGAAAAUCUCUCUUGAUUCUGCACAGAGUGGUUGGUCUACCAGUUACUCUCCAAGACCAACAGACAGCUGUUUAAGUUCUAGUUCAGAUUUGCCAUCUGAAGAUGAAGAUCCAAUGUCCCAGCACAUUGAAGAUUCAAAUAGGAUGCCCAUCAAAACCAAGGAAAAAACGAAUAAUUUUUAUGUAGAAAGAAUGGCAAAAGUUUCAGGUGACAGGAUUGUUAAAAACAAUGACAAAAUUCACAAACAGAAUGAGAAUUUCUGUCAGUUCUCAGUGAAAAGUGAUACAGAUCAGUUUCCACAGUCACAGUGUAAUUCAGCACACAUUUUGCAAGACAAAACCAGUGAUAACUGCAUUCUGCAGCCUGCAAGAUAUGAUGCAGGGGUACAAACAGAGAGUGAAUCUGUAAUGGAGGAAAAAUUAGAUGCUUCCAUACAGUGUGAUCUAAUUUCAAAAUGUACAUGUAGAAGUGAUGUUUCUCUUUGCAACUUUGAAAGGCGCAGUGAAAAUAUUAAGGCAGAUACCACCGGAGGGCAGGAAAUCCUUAAGAACAACUAAUAUUCUAAAAUCUCUAUCUAGGAUGUACAAUUUCACUUGCCCUUAGAAAACAAUAGUAAAUGUUGAAAAUUUCAUUAACAUGAUAAAAAAUGAGAAAAUGUAGCUAAGCACAAGCUGACAGUCUUCAGAGAGUAUAUUCAUGGUUCAUGUUAAAACAUUUUAAUAUUAUUAAUGUAUGUAUUUAAUUUGUAUGUAGCCAUUUCCUUAAUAGCUUUGGUAUAUGGUAGAGUUUUUAGAAAAUAAUGUAUUUGUAAAUUUACUAGCAUUCUUAUGUGAUUAUUCAGUAUAUUAUAAUGAUAUGCUAUUAUUUAUGGGUUAAAAUAUGCUUAAUUGCUUCCUUCCUUGUUGCAUUUAUUUUAAUAUUCUUUGCAGUUGCAUUUUCUGGCAAAAAUGCUCUCUUUCAAGACUUUAAGAUAGAAAAUAAUACCUAAUAUAUUUUUUGUCCUCAUUAUAAUAAUUUUGUUAGCUACUUCUCUUUAUUAUAGUCCUAUUUAAAAAUUCUAGCAUUAAUUUGUAGAUAAUACAUAUCUUUUAUUUGCAUAACAGUUUUUUUUUGUUGGUGCUGAUAUUAAUUCAAAGGAAAAUGUUCUGUAGGACGAAAAUAUGUUUUAAUGCUUUUAUAAAAGAAUUGUUUGAAAUUGAAAAAAAUGAUUUAUGUUUCUAA